CUUUGCUCUAGUCAUGAGAGUGCAGAUUGAGGCUGCGAUGGCCUAUGCUUUGCUCCUGGACAAAUCCCGAUACAGCCUCUUGGCACCACAGCCCGAGCUCAUAACAUCGGCCCAUGUAAAGUAUAGAUAUAAAAAAAAACAAGUCCAAGGAGCUGAGGAUAAAUCGGCCAGCCUCAUCGUCAAGGCUCUCAAACAAGCGCACAUCUGCAGCGCAACACGCGUAUUCCGAAAACAGAAAACAGCCCCAGCGCAAGUACUGCAGGUACCUCCCCCUCAGCUGCAAGUACCGCUACCUCAACAGCGACCUCGAGCUAGAGCUUUGGGUCCCACCCAGCCAAAACAUUGGUAGCUCUAUACUAAUUGUUUGAUUUGCGUCCAUUUGCGCACGAUAAACCAAAGGGAGAGAGCGGCGAGAAAUGGGCCUGGAAAACUGUGAGUUGCGCAGGGUCAAGAACCGCUACCGGUCGAUCGGGUCGGUUGAGCGAGUUUUUAGUCAUGAAACAGACCAUUGAGAAUGCUCGUUUCCACGAGAGCGAAUACUGGGUAAUGUGGAAAUACUGGGGUCAUUAUCAAACAUGCUCGAUAGGGCAGUUCAUGAAUAAAUACUUGAAUAGAGCUCAUUCAUUUUACAUCAGUUUCAUUCAUCUACAAAUACCCAAGACGAAAAUUAUACAAACAAUCUCGAGCUGCUGCUUAGAAGAAUUCACACACCUAUAUAUUCUCCGCUGUCCUGGCUGUCCUGGCCUCGGCCUUUUCCCCAUCUCCACCGGUUUUCUCAAAAAAUCGUGCUUUAAAUAGCCAUUAGCACGAGCACCAACAAGCGGGUCGUUUGUCCACUGCAGCUAGCGGGCGUUUACUCGUUCUUCGAUACAUAAAGGCGGAGUGGCAGCUGUUGCUUUUCGUUGAUAUCCCAAAGUUUCCGUCACACUCUCUUCGAGCUCAAGGUCUCACAAGAUCAAGCAUUGGGCAAACCCGUUUGUUUAUACAACACGUGUACAGAGUACACAAAUAGAACGGGCGUUUCCGUUUUCUAGACGUUUCUCUUUCCUUUCGCUUUCUCCUCCUUCUAGAAGGUCGCAAUCCCACUAAAAAGAGCAACACUUGUUCUCCAGCAAGAAAAACAAGACACCAUGAACGACAUGAGCGGCAUGGACGACUCAUCGAGCAGCUCCAACUCGAGCAGCUCCUCCAUGAGCACGGGCAUGGCAAUGACGUUUCAAACCGAUAUUCGAACCGCCCUCUUCUCCACCGCCUGGACGCCCCAGAACGCGGGCACCUACGCGGGAACCUGCAUCUUCCUCAUCGCCCUCACAGUCAUUCUCCGCCUGAUCGUGGCCUACAAGACCUACCAGGAGCGCGUCUGGGCUGACCGAAACGCCCAGCGACGCUUCAUCGUCGUCAACGGCAAGGAGCCCAUGUCGGAGCGCCUGUCAAGAGAUCCGGACGCGAAGCAGAUGACCAUGAUGCUCUCGGAAAACGGCGUCGAGGAAAAGGUCCUGGUGGUGGAAAAGAAGCACCACGCGGUUUCUCCUUGGCGAUUCAGCGUGGAUCCUCCCAGAGCGGCUUUGGAUACAGUCAUUGUCGGCAUUGGAUAUCUGCUCAUGUUGGCUGUCAUGACUUUCAAUGUCGGCUACUUCAUGUCCGUCCUGGGCGGCACAUUCCUGGGGAGUCUCCUUCUCGGCCGUUACGGCGGCAUCCCUGGCCAUUAAGAGUCGCAAUUUACGACGACUUUGUACAAACGGCUUUUGCUCUUAAUUUCUGUACGACGAUCACGACAUCAGCAUUGCAAUGGGCGGUUAUGGCUUCUUUUUUUUUAUUUUCCCCCAAAUCAUCUGUGGAUUUUACGGAUGGGGCGUUACGGUGUUUUCUGGCCAUUUGGGCCAAGGGGGACCUACAUUCAGGAGACGGGGAGAACAGGAUGAACGGGAUACCAAAAAAAAUAUCGAGCCGCAAGGGAAGGGCAGUGGUAUGGAUUAAUUAUCAAUAAGGCACAAAAACACAGAAAAUAUUGAAAUAUUCCUCAAUGGCUUGGAAAUCACAAACAUCUAAUCUUCAGCACAUUCCAACUGCGGUCGUUGUAUCCAAAACGCUGCAUGUCACUCAAAAGUACCCCGAGUAUCCGGUACUUCCGCCCCGUACCUCGCGCGCAAGCUGAUUAAAAACCUUCUCAAACUUGCUCAACAGUGGUUCGUUGCCGAAAGCGGUAAAGCUUUUCUUUUUCUUCGUUCGAACUGAGAAAAGUCACGUGAUGGUUCACCGGAAUGCUGGGUCUCAGUUGCUUACGUCAGACCAGUAGAACGAUUUGGAGCUUCGAAUUUGGGUUAUCGUCAUGUUCAAAUCAUUUAAAGUCGAGCUGAGUACCUGUAUACAAAAAUGGGUGCUAUUAUUAAAGACGAGUGCAGUAUGUCCCCAAAAAAUCAUGUUAUUAGAGAGAUUUUUCGUCUGAAGAUAUGCCAGUACUGCUACAGUUCAAAACCUACAUCUUCGUAACAACGUACAGUAUCCUCAACACAAGUCACCAAUGAGAGCAUCUCCAAAACCAGCAACCAGAUUUCUAAAAACCGCUGAAUUAACGUUUUGUACGAGUUACCAUCAUGCAAGACAGGCAUCGAAAAAACUCGCUACACUGACCA
This is a messenger RNA of Trichoderma atroviride IMI 206040, 2633 nucleotides long. RefSeq lists its product as uncharacterized. NCBI's taxonomy places the organism in Eukaryota, Fungi, Ascomycota, Sordariomycetes, Hypocreales, Hypocreaceae. Gene Ontology annotation, cellular component: plasma membrane. The record is from RefSeq and is a predicted model, not a curated record. Gene Ontology annotation, molecular function: copper ion transmembrane transporter activity. Gene Ontology annotation, biological process: copper ion transmembrane transport.